AUGUUCAAAAAAUUUCCAGUUUUCAGUAUGGGGAGGCCACGGACGGUGAUUUGCUAUAUUUGCCAACGGGAAUUCGGCACAGCUUCCAUCGGAAUUCACGAGAAACAAUGUCUGAAAAAGUGGCAUGAUGAGAACAACAAACUUCCACCCAACGAGCGUCGGCCGGAACCGGUAAAACCACAGGGAUUUGGAAAUUUCUCAGAUCAGGGAGGUGGCGGUAUAUCUGGGCAGGCAAUUAAGACCACUGGUGUUGACCCCAAUCUCGAUGCCUACAAUGAGGCUGCCUCCAAGGCAGCUCAGAGCAAUCUAGUUCCCUGUAGGAGAUGCGGUCGAAGGUUUGCUGCCGAUAGAGCUAAAGUGCAUGAACAGUACUGUCAUCCACCAAAGGCACGGAAGCCUGUAUAUGAGGCUCGAAAACCAGAUUUCGACAUAAACAUCCUACGGACACCCUUGAAUGCGGGCCAAGGAGGGCCGCCGCGGAUGGGGUCUCCGGGCCCGAGACAGCCCACGCCUGGUCAAAGCAACGCGAACAGAAAUAAUAUCAGAAAGGAGCCAUCCCAAGUACAGAGCACCGAGAGCGCACAAUCCGUCGCUCGUGCUUCCACUGAAAAAACCAAAACGAUGAUCAAUCGACCUUUUGUUGUUUGCUACAUUUGCGGACGAGAGUACGGAACCAUGUCGAUUGGGAUACACGAGCCACAAUGCCUGACUAAGUGGUCUAUCCAAAACUCUCGUCUUCCACCAAAUCGGCGCCUUAAGACGCCAGAAAAACCCACAAUUCAUACCAACCGUGGUGGAGCAGAUGACAUUAGAAGUUACAACAGGGCGGCACUGUUGACCAGUGCAAGAAAUAUCGGGAUCAAGGACUCCCAGGACAUUCCAGCACUUUUCUGUGUGAGAAAAUGCGCAAUUAAAUGA
Molecule: messenger RNA, 918 nt
Organism: Dibothriocephalus latus
Lineage: Eukaryota; Metazoa; Platyhelminthes; Cestoda; Diphyllobothriidea; Diphyllobothriidae
Source: the annotation of a GenBank genome assembly